Zerene cesonia (dogface butterfly) is the source of this 773-nucleotide messenger RNA. RefSeq lists its product as uncharacterized. Lineage: Eukaryota; Metazoa; Arthropoda; Insecta; Lepidoptera; Pieridae. The transcript has a single exon. The record is from RefSeq and is a predicted model, not a curated record. The coding region runs from base 6 to 773 and encodes 255 amino acids.
ACAAAAUGAAUUCUAUAGUUGAUAUUGACGAAAUACUCUCGGAAAAUGAACAGUGGAGAAAGUUGGAAGAAGAGUGGGGUAUACCUGUCGAUUUGGAGGGAGACGCUGAUGAUGAUCAACCUGUAUUACAUCGCGUGUUCAGCACAAUAGACCUGAAGACAACGUUCGAUUCCUCCUUCCUAUUCAAGAAGGUGAGACGCAACCUUGGCCGGCAAUUGUCCAAGAAAUCAGCAUCAUCAGCCCUCGAAUACAGGGACUUCAUAAGCAACUUACAAAACGAUCCGAUGCGAGAAUCAUCGCAGCAAUUUUACUGCGUCAACGGUCAAAUUGUCUCCGCGGUGUCUGUGGACGAAAUAUGCAAGAAAAUUGACGAUAUCUUUAAGUCUAUAGAGAAGCUCUCAUCCUGCAGUACAGUGAGGAAAAAAGUGAAGACCCUCCCAGAAAUAGUGCAGUGCAGCAUAUCGGCUACCGAUUUAUCGUUUGACGAUACGGAAUACGAGUACAACAGUGAAAUAGAUAGACACAUGGAGGAGGCAUUCCAAGAGCUGAGUUCGACGAUAAACAGUAUAGAUCGUGUGGACAUGUCUACUCUAGAAUCGGUUACGACGUUGGUGAGGAAGUUCAGCAGUAUCCUCAACCAUCCCAAUAUGAAGUGCAACCCUCGUCAUCAGAGGCAGUGCAGUGAAAAGUUCAAAGAUCUGGCUGAAUUUUGGAAAAGUCGCGCAUUUGCGAACGAGGCGUCUAAUAAGAAUUGUAAUGAACCGAAUCGGUGA